AUGUACGGUUUGACGGUCUCUUGCUCUCCUGCUGGGGGAAUUAUUGGAUUUGGAGUGCACUUUCGUCGAUGCUCAGGAACUGGCGUGCAAUCUACACGCUCGAUUUGGCAAGGUCGAAGCGGAGGCUGUGUUCUCCUCCACACUCGGCUCAAGUACACCGAGCGUAUCACAGCAAUUCAAACAAGUGAGGGCUAUUCUGUUAUAUUAGCUCCGAGGAUGCCGACAUCACAGAUUAGUGUCCACCCAGGCCUACUAGCGGAUAAACACCAUGGAGUCAUUCUUGGUAUAUACUAUGACGACUCACCGGGCAAGCCUGCCCGUAUUAGUAGCUUCGGAGUUUUUUGCACCCCUGGGGCCACAGAAAAGCAGCCCAAGUCCAUUCUAUCACUUCCGCCCUAUCAUCGUAUGCUUCAUCAGCUGUGGGGCUCACCAUGGGGAAGUUUCAGUUCUCAAGCCGUGCUUGAGAAUAUCUCUUGCCUAGAGACUUGUUCUGUUGGUGUCCGAUGCACGGGUAUGAUUCUGACCAAUUUCAAUGGCCAUCAAAACGUGCUGGGUCAAUGGCACGAAGACAACCCGUCAUAUAAUGCCGUAAUCCAUAGGCUGGACUUCGUUUACGGCGAAGGCUUGCGGUUUUUUUAUCUCACGAAAAUGGGGAUUCUUACCUUCAACGAGUGGAGAUACGCCCACUGA
Messenger RNA from Penicillium verhagenii, 690 nucleotides. RefSeq lists its product as uncharacterized. The record is from RefSeq and is a predicted model, not a curated record. The coding region runs from base 1 to 690 and encodes 229 amino acids. NCBI's taxonomy places the organism in Eukaryota, Fungi, Ascomycota, Eurotiomycetes, Eurotiales, Aspergillaceae. The transcript has 2 exons.